CUGGGAUGCAAAAACAGUGCAAGAAAGAAACAGAUGGGACAAAAUCAAACUCUAUGGAAAAUAGGAAGGAAUCUCAAGGCUCUUCCACUAUGUCACAGAAUGCUUCAGAGAGUCAUUCGGACACAAAAAUCUGCAAAAUACAUCAAAACCCGUCCAAGAAGCGUAACAGCAAAGAAUCCGUUAUCACAGAGAGGAAUGUUGAUGCAGUGAUGCAAGAUGAAGACAAACAAGAAGAAAGCAAGAGCCAAGAAAUUUCUCAGAGUAGCGUCAGCUCUGAAAGGAAAGAUGGAUCUGAAGGACUCAACAUUAGAGAGGAAGAGGAUUCUAAUGAAGGAGAUGAUGACAGUCACGACAUAAUUGUGUUUGAGGAGAAAAUAAGUCACAGAGAAGCUGACGAAGAAGAAGAAGAAGAAGAAGAAGAGAAGAAGAAGAAGAUGACGAAAAGAGGAUAAGGAAGGUGCAAAUGGAGAUGAGGAAGCAGGAUUGGAUGAUGAAGCAGAGGGAGGUGAUGAAGAAGGGAAUGAGAAGAGAGAUGAGACUGAACCCAGUGAGAGAGAAGAGCUAGAAAGGGAAGAAGAUGUUCCAGAGGACAUUCCAGACAGUGGAAAUGGAGGAGAGACAAUGGAGGAAGGGGCUAAGAAGACUGAAGGACACGUAGAAGAUGAGAGUGAAAUUCACAACAGUCUUGAGGAGUCUGAAGAGGAGGAGGUUUACGAUGAAGAAAUAGAAGAUGAUGAAGAGGAGGAUGAGGUUGUGGUCGAGAAAGCAUACCCCUGGUCAAAAGGCCCUUUUGAUGAUCAUACAAAAUCCCCCGAGGAUGAUGAGGAUGAUAUUGAAGGUCUUCUCAACCCUGUCAACUCCCAAACACAGCAAGAAGAUGAUCUAAAGGAGACAGACCAGUCACACGAUGAACACUCUGAUUCAGAAGAGGAAAAUCUACCACAGAAGCCCGCAGCCGCAAAUGAGACAGAAGAGUCUGAUGAUGAGUUUGACCACUUCUAUGAUUAAACCAGAAACUAGAGCAUAAAGAUGGGAAACAAUGGAAAUAGAAAAACCAACAAUGGAUGAAUAAGCUGGACAGAUGCUGCAAUAACUCGGUGCUUUCAAAAAACGAGCAAGGUGCACACCCUAAACAGCAGCUCAGACCGGCCAGAGAGCCACAAGGCCGAGCCAUGAAUAGAGGAAUCACAUUACAAAGGGAUGAAAGAGGAAAGAAAGGGAUAAAUAGAUGCUGGGUGUCCCUCAUCUUUUUUUUGUUAUUUGCUGGAAGCUUAUCUGACUGUCCUGAAAGAACCGCACCACUGUCACUCUGCAAACACAGGUGGGUCCAGAGAUGAAGAGAGAAUAAAAGAGGAGAUGAAUAGUGGAUGACGUUAAACCAGAGAAGCCAAGUUCUAGACUUAUUUUAACAGCAUAGCUGGAACGGUAUCGCUUUUCUAAAACAGUUUUUUUUAUUUCUAAAUCAAUGUUUUAUUUAUGUCCUAUAGGAAUCAAGAGGUCUUCGGAAUUCAUUUAAA
This is a messenger RNA of Puntigrus tetrazona (Sumatra barb), 1517 nucleotides long. RefSeq names its product glutamic acid-rich protein. The record is from RefSeq and is a predicted model, not a curated record. The coding region runs from base 622 to 1008 and encodes 128 amino acids. NCBI's taxonomy places the organism in Eukaryota, Metazoa, Chordata, Actinopteri, Cypriniformes, Cyprinidae. The transcript is spliced from 5 exons.